Messenger RNA from Gekko japonicus, 2007 nucleotides. RefSeq names its product glypican-5-like. The record is from RefSeq and is a predicted model, not a curated record. Gene Ontology annotation, biological process: positive regulation of canonical Wnt signaling pathway; cell migration; regulation of protein localization to membrane. The transcript is spliced from 4 exons. Gene Ontology annotation, cellular component: cell surface; plasma membrane; extracellular region. The coding region runs from base 1 to 489 and encodes 162 amino acids. Lineage: Eukaryota; Metazoa; Chordata; Lepidosauria; Squamata; Gekkonidae.
AUGGGCCCUGUGGGGGCCAUUGCAGGCAGUUAUACUAGCAGAGUGGUCACCAAUGGACUGAAAGCACAAAUUAAUAACCCAGAACUGAAAGUCAGAGCACUAGACCCGCACAUCCGCACCUUAAUUGAUAAACUGCAGCAUUUUAAUCAGCUGGAGAGUGACAAGACAAAUCUAAAAUCUGAAAGAUGGGCAUCUCGGGAAAGUGGCAGUGGUGGUGGAAGGAGUGAAGAGAUGGAAUCUAGCGGAGACUGUGAUGAUGAGGAUGGGUGCCAAGGAUCGGGUGAAAAGAGCCGCACAACCGAUGAUCUCAGAGCCAAUUCAGGAGAUAGGAAUGAAUCCAGUGCAACAGUGAAAAAGGCAGACUCCACAGAUACCAUUAUUGUAAAAUUGAAAGAGAACAGGGGCAAUCAAGUUAUGGACAAUCGAGUUUCAACCACCUUGCUCUUCACUAUCACAGCGCUAGCAGUUUUGUGGCACUCUUUGUUAUAGCUGCAUUGCAUUGCGUUAACUGUGCAAGAAUUUCUGCUCACUGUCAUUUUAUACCUACAGCCUUACCCAAGUGAAAACAAAGUUAAAUGGCUCUCUAAAUGGUGCACUCUAGUAUUAUGUGGUAUAUUAGUAGAAGUGCUAAACAUUAGUCUGGGACUGGCUAACAGAAAGCAUCGGUGUGUGCACAAUUUCUGGCAAUGGUUCUUGAGAGCAUCUUAUCUAUUUAAGAUGCAAAAAGGAUGAAGACAGGAACCCUGAGUAGAUUAAGUUAUUGUAAUAGAUACAAUUAAGAAUGUUCAAGUUGUAAAUUAAUAUGUUGGAAUUUCCCCCUUUUUACUCAUUGGCUAAUGGACUGUUGUCUAUUUGUCUAAUCUUUCACAUGAGUUCCUCUGAAUAAUCCAUUUUCAGGAGCAGUUCAAUAGUAAGUUAUAUCUCUAGGGAUCAGCCACUAUAUGUUAAGUGAAGUACAGCACUAUCUACCAGUUGGAUAAAAUUCCUAAGUGGUACAAGAAGAUUGUAGCAUGUUUAAAUCUCUUGGUUUCCCCCUCCCUUUCUUAAUGUUUAGAACAUAGAAAGCAAUAUAACAAACAUAUGCUGUGUCUAAUGUAUUGGUAUAGUUGCCUUAACCAUUUAGAAAAGAAAUGUAGAAACACUUCCUGAGUUAUUUUGAAACAUGAAAACGUGUUUCCUUGCCCAUGUAUUUCAUUACCAUAUGCUUAAGACUAUGUGAAUGUCUGACAAAUGGGGGAGGGAAAUAGAAAAUGGAAUCAAGUGUCCAUUGUCUGUAAGGUAUAAGAAUGGAGAACCUCAUCCAGAGCGAUGGGAUGCGCAUCUGAGGAGGGAAGUGAGUGGCUGGAGUUGGUCCCUCAGUCUCAUCAGAAACAGGUGAUCAGAAUUGUCACAGCUGACAGAGGUUCCAUCCGUAUUGUGGGCAAGUGCUCUCCGCAGUCCAGCAAUACCCAGUCCCCCUGGCACAGUCCAGAUGAUGAUCUGUAUUUGGAUUGCCUUUGCUGAAUUGGAACAAAAGUUUUUGUCUCCCGGGGUUUCUCCUCUAUUCAAGAGGGGUAUUGAUGCACUGUAGAUCUGUGAAUUACAGUGUGCCAUAUACACAGAGACUAUUUAAUUACAUGUAGUGUUUUAUUGUGCUAUGAUAGGAAAAAUAAAUAUGAAAGAAACAUCAACUUAAAUGGGGGGAUCCGUUAUUUGCCAUUUUCUCAGUAUUUUCAUUUUCCCCAUCUUAUUUUAAGGAGGGCUUUUUAAUUAAUAAAUAAAAUUGAUGUGUUUUACAGCAUGACAAGGAGUUGCAAUUUCACCAUUAGAUGGGAGAGGGCAGAGGGCUAAUAUGUGUAUUUUUGACAACUGUUUUUACAAUGUCUUUGAAAAUCUAUACAAUACAGUCUGAGUAGAAUCAGCAGUGGUAACAGUCAUUAUGUCUCUGAUUUAUAUUUACUAACAAAGCAAAUCAUUCAUCUGAGUAGUUCUUUUCAUGAUACAGAAUAUUACACUGUACAGUUUUAU